UGCAAAGGCAGACCCCCCUCUCACACAGGAGUAGAUCGAGAGCAGUGAAGAGCAGAAGGAGCAGGGUGGCAGGAGUGAGGCAGGAGAGCGGUUGUUGAUUGAACAAAGCCAGGAAAGGAGUGCGCAGUCCUGGAGAGAACAGCAGCUAGUGAAAUGCCUCGAAGGGAGCCUGCCAGCAACUCCUGCGGAGACCUGAAGGUGUUGAGCUUCAGCUGAGGAUGUCAGGAGAUUCUCGAGUCCUCAUGGACCACAACAUGGAGAUAGGAGUAACACCUGCACAGGUGAAGAAGCUCCCUAAACACAUGCGGGAUGCUCAGAUCUCUACAGAGAGAACACAUUUGAUUUCUGACCCUGCUAGGAAGCCACGUCAGCGAUACGUGCAGAAGGAUGGCAAAUGCAACGUUCAUCACGGAAAUGUGCAAGAGACCUACCGAUACCUUAGUGACUUGUUCACUACGCUGGUGGACCUACGCUGGCGUCUUAGUCUCUUCAUUUUCACCUUGGUUUAUGUAGUCAACUGGCUUUUCUUUGGCUUUCUAUGGUGGCUGAUAGCGCUUAUUCGAGGGGAUCUGGUGCAUGGUGAUGAGGACGACUGGACCCCCUGUGUGGAAAACCUCAACAGUUUUGUCUCAGCCUUCCUCUUCUCCAUUGAAACAGAGACCACCAUUGGGUAUGGUUAUCGUGUAAUCACAGAAAAAUGCCCUGAGGGUAUCAUACUGCUUUUGGUGCAGGCCAUCUUGGGUUCUAUUGUUAACGCCAUGAUGGUGGGCUGCAUGUUUGUCAAGAUAUCACAGCCAAAGAACCGCGCCGAGACCCUCAUGUUCUCGCACAAAGCUGUCAUAUCGGUGCGUGACAAUAAGAUGUGCCUGAUGUUUCGGGUGGGGGACCUGAGGAACUCUCACAUCGUGGAGGCAUCGAUCAGAGCGAAGCUGAUCCGCUCGCAGCAGACCAAGGAGGGGGAGUUCAUCCCGCUCAACCAGACUGACAUCAACAUCGGAUUUGACACGGGAGACGACCGGCUGUUCCUGGUGUCGCCUCUUAUCAUCUCUCACGAGAUCAACGAGAAGAGCCCUUUCUGGGAGAUGACACUGGCACAAAUGGAAAAGGAGGAGUUUGAGAUCGUCGUUAUCCUUGAGGGCAUGGUGGAGGCCACAGGGAUGACAUGUCAGGCACGAAGUUCCUACCUGGACACAGAGGUACUUUGGGGCUACCGCUUCACACCGGUGCUCUCCCUGGAGAAGGGCUUCUACGAAGUAGACUACAACAACUUCCACGAAAUCUACGAGACCAACACCCCCACCUGCAGCGCUAAGGAGCUAGCUGCUAAGCUUCGGGAGGGGCCACUAUUGCCUCAGCUCUCGCUCCUCAGCCCUGAGCCCAAAAUGCAUACUUUUGACACCCUGGACAGCAUGUCCGAAGGGGACCCACUCAGCCCGGAUGAGGAACAAGAGGAGAAAGAUUCAGGGGGUGACAGAGGAGAGACUAAUGGCUCAGCUGCUGCUUUGGAGGAUCUGCCACUUGUUGAUGGACUGCCUGACUGAUGUGACAGGGCGGCCACAUCAGCGAAAACAUCCAAGAGAGACUGGGCAAGAGGACAGGACAAUAUAAUGCUUUAUUUAGUCAAUGGCCAGCUUGUUCCUUUGCAAUGCUUGGAGAUACAAGACAUCCAGCCCCCGACUCAUGCAAUACUCCUCUACUAGAGUGUCAAUCUAUAGUAUAGAUUGGUUUUGUAGACACGUAAGUACAUACACAGACACACACACGUGCAGUAUCUAUAUCUACACUUAAAAGGUUGGUGGCUCAGAUUGUCUUUUUAUAAUCGUAACGACCACUUACUGCUCUAACAGCUCAAGUUGUAUAAUGUGAACUUGAGUUGAAACUGGUAGCCAUGACAGAGUACCAUGGGCUUAUUAUGGAUACUCGAAUAUUCUCAUUUCAGAGUGUGUUGAUUCAGCUUCAUUUGAACAAAGCAUCAGCCUCAUAACUCAGCUAAUGUGUCUGACAGUCCGCUUCUGAGUGACAAUGGAACCUUGUUAUUGACACUUUUUAAAAUAUGGAAUAUUAUUAUUUCCUUUCUCUGUCAAUGUUGUUAUUAUUCUGUGUCAGUUACCCAAUUCACCCAGGGAAGAAAUGUAUGAGGCUCCUAGUUGCAUAAGAAAACAUAGGAAAUUGUUCUAUAAAAGGCAAUGUGCACUGGCAACCACUAUCCACUUUUUCUUUCUUUCUUCACACCUUCCUCGUGGUUGUACUGUCAUAAAUCCCCAAUCAUAGUCAAAAUAUUGGGAGCGUGGACCUAAAAUAAACCAGCUAGUACCUCAUUUUAUACUCAUUUAAGGGUUUGAAAUGAACAAUAACAUCUAGGCAAAUGCUGGUAAAAGCUGUAACGUUACUGACCGACUUUCAAAACAUCUUGACUGGUUAAAGAUUAAAUAUCACUUCCAGCUGCAGCAACUAAAACAUUAAUUUCAAGCCCUUUUCUUGGUAUGUAAAGCACAAUUUCCCAUGAGGUGUCUUCACACUGACCUGUCCACCUACCUAGCCCCCGCUUUAGGCUGGUGCAUGUCAGCCCUAGUUAAAAAUGACAUUCAGAUGUAGAUGGAAAUAUUUAUAUGAAAAACAUCAAUGCUCUACUGCUGUUUCAAUUGUUCUGGAUUUGUACACACCACAAACACAUGAAUAUUUCAGAUGCUCUUUAAGCAAUAUGAAAUACAUGAUGUAUGUUUUUGUUUGUUUUGUUUUUGUUUGAAAUAUUAAAAGAUAUCCAACCUUGAUGCUUUUCAGCUACAUGGAAGUUGAGUCUACUGAAGAUAGGAACAGGUUUUCUUUCUAAUCUCACGAGUUUAGCAUAUGGCUCAUCAGCUGCAAUAUUUGCCUUUUGCUGUCAUUAUUUCUUCUGAACAUCAUCUCUAGUGCUCACCUUAUGAUUUGAAGUAUUUAUACUCACACACACACACACACACACACACA
Molecule: messenger RNA, 2967 nt
Organism: Trematomus bernacchii (emerald rockcod)
Lineage: Eukaryota; Metazoa; Chordata; Actinopteri; Perciformes; Nototheniidae
Gene: kcnj5
Product: potassium inwardly rectifying channel subfamily J member 5
Exons: 4
Coding region: 219-1541 (440 amino acids)
Biological process (GO): regulation of monoatomic ion transmembrane transport; potassium ion import across plasma membrane
Cellular component (GO): plasma membrane
Molecular function (GO): G-protein activated inward rectifier potassium channel activity
Source: RefSeq, a predicted model, not a curated record